Messenger RNA from Aedes albopictus (Asian tiger mosquito), 1956 nucleotides. RefSeq lists its product as uncharacterized. The transcript has 2 exons. Gene Ontology annotation, molecular function: nucleic acid binding. Gene Ontology annotation, biological process: DNA integration. Bases 1 to 1956 code for a protein of 651 amino acids. Lineage: Eukaryota; Metazoa; Arthropoda; Insecta; Diptera; Culicidae. The record is from RefSeq and is a predicted model, not a curated record.
AUGAUCCUCUCGAAGAAUCUCUGCAGGAAAUGUGGAAGGAAUACAAGCAGAACAUGGUCGCAUUGGAGUCCCUAUCUAUUCCUCGCUGGGCUCGGCGUCAGCAACGACUGUACCGAAGUGCAGCUACACGGGUUCUGUGAUGCAUCAGAAGCUGCGUACGGAGCGUGCCUGUACCUCCGUUGUACUGCGUCGGAUAGCACUGUCACUGUUCGGCUGAUCACCUCCAAGUCACGAGUUGCGCCUCUGGAAAGUCUCCAGAGGAAAAAGAAGAAGAUGAGCAUCCCUCGCCUCAAGCUGUCCUCGGCACUUUUGCUGAGUCACCUGUACGAGAAGUACAGCCAGAUCCACACGAACCUUCCAGCGUACUUCUGGACAGACUCGAUGAUUGUCAAGUGCUGGCUGGCUUCGCUACCCUCUCGGUGGCAAAUCUUCGUAGCAAAUCGCGUAUCGGAGAUCCAGCAUCUCACCAAGGAUGGAGUUUGGAACCAUGUCCCGGGCACCGAAAACCCGGCAGACCUUAUCUCCCGUGGAAUGUCGCCAGCACACCUUCAGUAUCAAACACUUUGGUUCGAAGGUCCGCAGUGGUUGGCUCAAGACCAACAGUUUUGGCCCGACGCAGGCGAUCCCCCUAAUGCAGAAUUGGAUUCGGCCAUGCUGGAAGAACGACCAUCACCUGCAUUUCCAGCUCAAGCAGUACCUCCAAGCGAAAUCUUCGGAGAACGUUCGUCGUUCACGGAACUCGUCCGUAUCGUAGCACUGCUGCUUCGAUUUCGGCACAACUCGCAAAAAUGCAAUCGGCCGUCCAGGAAAACUGGUCCCCUGACGCUCGAGGAACAGGAACAGGCAACUAUCGCUCUAGUUCGCUUGUCCCAGCAGGAAUGCUACCCACAAGAGCUAAAAGAGUUGGCCAAAAGAGGAUCGGUUCACGACUCGUCCAAUAUCGCUGCGCUGCAUCCACAACUUUGUGACGGCGUGAUGCGCGUCGGCGGCCGGCUCUCUAAGGCAUCGAUAUCGUCCGAUCGCAAGCAUCCCUAUAUUCUACACCACAAGCACCCUCUCGCAACGAUGAUCCAGCUGCUGAUUUCGGCGGUCCGCGGAAAGUUCUGGCCAGUUCACAUCCACAGUUUGGCCAGGAAGGUGAUUCACGGAUGCAUCCCGUGCUUUCGCAGCAAGCCCAAGGUUUUGGACCAGUUGAUGGCUGAUCUUCCGUCAGCGAGAGUCAACCCUGCACCACCGUUCAUGAACGUCGGCGUGGACUACUGCGGUCCAUUCCAAGUCAACUACCCCAAUCGUCGAGCGAGUCCAGUGAAGUGCUACGUAGCGAUUUUUGUCUGCCUAGUAGUGAAGGCCGUCCAUCUAGAGCUGGUGAUGGACCUAACCACCCAAGCGUUCCUAGCAGCGCUGAAGCGGUUCGCAGCUCGUCGCGGCAAGCCCCAAUUGAUAAUGUGCGAUAACGCAACGACCUUCGUCGGAGCGAAACGGGAGCUAACCGAGCUGCAUCGACUGUUUCACGACCAGAAGUUCCAAGAGCAACUUAUCAAGGACACCAGUUCCGAUGGCAUCGAGUUCCGAUUCAUCCCUCCCCGCAUGCCAAACUUCGGCGGACUCUGGGAGGCGCAGGUCAAGUCCUUUAAAGGGCACUUCAAGAAGGCUGUUGGAACAAAGAUUUUGAAGGUGGACGAAAUGUUGACUGCACUGGCGCAGAUCGAAGCGGUCCUCAACUCACGUCCGCUAACCCCAAUCAGCAGUGAUCCCAGCGAUUUCGAGGCUCUAACUUCAGGGCACUUCCUGGUUCAGCGACCACUAACUGCCAUCCCGGAGCCUGAUUUGCAGGAUCUUCCCACCAAUCGCCUGUCGAAGUGGGAGACUGCUCAGCAGGUGUCACAGCAGGUCUGGAGCAGGUGGUCUACACAAUACCUCUCGGAUCUCCACAACCGCACCAAGUGGACCAAAUAG